AUGGAAAUUGAUUAUCGGACUCGUUUAACAGCAAUGUUGGAUGUGACACGCUUUCUAUUGAAGCAAGGGUUUCCCUUUCGUGGACAUGAUGAGUCAACUAGUUCUUCAAAUAGAGAGAUCACACUUGCUAUAAUCAAUGAUAUUGGAGAUAAAUUCUUUUCUUUGAUGGUUGAUGAGGCUCGGGACAGUUUAGUGAAGGAGCAUAUGAGAGUUGUUUUGAGGUAUGUGAAUAAAAAAGGAUAUGUGAUUGAACGAUUUCUUGCAGUUGUGCAUGUGUCUGACACUAGUUCUCAUUCUUUGAAAAUGACUAUUGAUGCUUUAUUUGUGCAACAUAGUUUAUCAUUAUCUAGAUUGAGAGGCCAAGGAUAUGAUGAAGCUUCAAAUAUGUGUGUGAUAGAAGUGUUAGGAAAUGUACAUGAUGACGCCUCUUAUUCUGCGAAUAAAGGGGAUCAAAAUAUUGUUCAAGUCAUGUCCUUGGUCAAAAAUGUGAAAUGUCGACUACAAGACUUCAGGGAAGAUGGAUGGCAGAUAAUUUUGGAACAAGUUAACACAUUUUGUGAAUUGAAUAUGAUUCCAAUACUUGAUAUGGAGGACAACAUGCUAACUCGUGGUCAUGGUAGGCGUAGAGGGCAACUCAUCACCAAUUUUCAUCAUUAUCGUGUGGAGAUUUUUUGUCAGGUUAUGGAGAAUUGGUCGAGUAUUAAGUGGGACAAGGGAAAGGCUCUCGAGUUCUAG
Zingiber officinale is the source of this 735-nucleotide messenger RNA. RefSeq lists its product as uncharacterized. Lineage: Eukaryota; Viridiplantae; Streptophyta; Magnoliopsida; Zingiberales; Zingiberaceae. The transcript is spliced from 5 exons. The coding region runs from base 1 to 735 and encodes 244 amino acids. The record is from RefSeq and is a predicted model, not a curated record.